Molecule: messenger RNA, 467 nt
Organism: Ambispora gerdemannii
Lineage: Eukaryota; Fungi; Glomeromycota; Glomeromycetes; Archaeosporales; Ambisporaceae
Source: the annotation of a GenBank genome assembly
AUGAACAAUAAAAACGACUACCAUACAACGAAAAACAACACCACCCCAAGAAUUUGGCAACUAGCCACCGAAAUGAUCACAGAACUCUUGGAAAACUACCCAACACUACGAAUAGAAGUUGACCUUACGGGACCAAAAUUCAUAGAAAUUCCAUUACCAAUAGAAGGAAAUGAAACAACGGACCCACUGCAAAACAUACCAACAACUCAUAAAGAAACUUCAAAACUACCACAAAUGGCAGAACACCUGACAUCGCAAAUGGACGACCUUGACAAAUGCAGAAUUCUAAAAGGGAUUGGUGAAAAUCCAAAACAGAAAACCUUACUUAACCGAUUACGGAUAAUGGAAUGGUUACAUACUACUUUUGGAGUAGAUCUAACUCUUUUACUUGCAGUAAACCUGACCAUCUUUAUCAAACUUAGUCAAUUAGACUGUGACGAGUUAGACGAACUACAGAAUAAAAUAAU